AUGGAGAAAAAUGCUUGGAAAGUUGCUGUUGAUGUCGAAAACCGGCUUGAUGACGCCCCUGUGUUGAAAGAGCUUGUUAAGGCUCAUUUAACAAAACCAGAAGAUAAACAGUUCUUCUUCAAUAAGGAUAACCUUAAACAGUACCUAAAUGCUCAGUCUGAACAAAAAAACACGUCAGUACCUGGACACGGAUACAUGAAGACUGUGAACGAGUUUUACGAUAUGCACUAUCAGACUGGCGAACUGUACUUUGAGUUCUUGAAAGGAAGUUGUAUGGCCAAAACAGGCGAGCUUUGCAAAUGGUGUGAGCAAAAUCCUUGGUUAAGUGAACACAUGACGCAUGUUCCACGGCCAUAUCCUGUUCCUGGUAGUACACACUAUGCUGAUGUGUUUGCUACUCCCACCGAAAUUGACAACAUUCCUCGUCCACCGGAUGACUUUCAACCCCGAGCACAAAUUAAGAAAGAGCACAAUUCUGGUGCUUUAAAGCUGGAGGAUGAAGAGUCGUUACGCACUUUUUCGGAAAAAUACUGCGUCGCUGUAGAAUUAGUCCGACAAUAUCUGCAGCACCUUAAUAACAUGGGGAGAAUUAGAUUAAUCAAAAUGAAUGAACGACAGAAGUUGAAAGAGGCAAAGAAACGAAAAAAGUACACAGAUUAUAACUGGAAGGAGCUUGUUGAAACAGGUCACAUUUCGGAUUUGACAGUCCCAGAACUAAACAAAUACCUCACGAAGCACAACCUGCAACUGAAAGGAAAGAAGAAUGUGAAACUAGAUACAAUCAAGCGACACGUUUAUAUACACAUUGGAGAUGAAAUGAUUGAUGAUGACGUCUACAACUUCGAGAGGAACAACGAAACCAACGCAGAUGGCGAAGAGAGUGAAAAUGAGCGGGCAGAUGAUGAACAUAGUGGUGGUGAAGACAGUGAUGAAAGUGACGAAAAUACUUUUGUUCUGAACAUAAUUUCUGACUCAGAUUCGGAGCAUUCAGUUACUGAUUUUCCCGGGAACGAUGCAGAAGAAGAGUUGGCAGACAAUAACAAUCCCUUCGUAAACAUAACUUUACGAUCUGGCAGAACUGCUACGAGGUUCUUUAGAGACAUACUGGAAAAGUUUACAAACUGA
Molecule: messenger RNA, 1125 nt
Organism: Paramuricea clavata
Lineage: Eukaryota; Metazoa; Cnidaria; Anthozoa; Malacalcyonacea; Plexauridae
Source: the annotation of a GenBank genome assembly